Messenger RNA from Octopus bimaculoides (California two-spot octopus), 2811 nucleotides. Its product is annotated as isopentenyl-diphosphate Delta-isomerase 1. Gene Ontology annotation, biological process: isoprenoid biosynthetic process; isopentenyl diphosphate biosynthetic process. Gene Ontology annotation, molecular function: isopentenyl-diphosphate delta-isomerase activity. Gene Ontology annotation, cellular component: cytoplasm. The record is from RefSeq and is a predicted model, not a curated record. Lineage: Eukaryota; Metazoa; Mollusca; Cephalopoda; Octopoda; Octopodidae.
UAAAAUUUCAAGUGGUCGGAAGAAAUUUAACAAAACUCUCUCUGUAUAUGUGAAUAGAUAGAUAGACAGAUACAGAUAGAGAGAGAGAGAGAGAGAGAGAGAGAGUGAAAGAGACAGACAGACAAAGAGAGGAGACGCACACAUACACACACAGUUUAGCCCAAGGUUGCCACAUGUCGAACGAAGUGGUAUAAACUGCAGUUUGUCAAAGUUUAUGAGAGGGGACUCUUAGAUUCAAGGACCACCAACGUUCCCAUAGGAAACUUGUAAUAAACGUGAGUAUUGUUCACCAGUUGAGAUACAAAUAAAAAAAAGAAACUAAAGAUGAAGAUCAAGAAUAAAAGAAGUCAUGAAAUGUACUGCAGUUUUACAGUUCCCUCUUUCGGCAAACUCCUGAACUAAUUCUGACAAGAGUCCCUGCUUCCAGAAUGCAUUCAGCAUCUGAAGUGUUGGUUAAUUUAGACCCAACCCAGGCCAAACUUAUGUCAGAGGAGUGCAUUCUUGUGGACGAGAUGGACCGAGUUCUGGAUAAAGCCACAAAACAGGAGUGCCAUCUUAUGGCAAAUAUUAACAAAGGAAUGCUGCAUCGAGCCUUCAGUGUAUUUUUAUUCAAUUCCAAUGGGGAACUUUUGCUCCAACAGAGAUCUUCAAAAAAAAUUACAUAUCCAAACCAUAUCACAAAUACUUGUUGUAGUCAUCCUCUCUUUAAAGAAGCUGAAUUAGAAGAAAAUGAUGCAAUUGGUGUUCGGAGAGCUGCACAAAGGAAACUACAACAUGAGUUGGGUAUUCCACCAGAGCAGGUACCACUUGAAGACAUUCAUUACAUCACUAGAAUGCACUACAAAGCUGGAAAUGUUCCCCUUGAUGGUAAAUGGGGAGAACAUGAAAUUGAUUAUGUUUUAUUUAUUAAGAAAAACGUUGACUUAAAUCUCAAUCCUAACGAAGUGAAAAGUACCAUGUAUUUAAACUGUGAUGGAGUGAAAGAUUUGAUGAAAAAUUUCCGGGACCGUGGUAUCCUUUUGACUCCAUGGUUCCAGUUAAUUGUGGAUAAUUUCUUGUUCCAGUGGUGGGACAAUUUGCAAUGUCUUAACACGCAGUACGACCAUAAAACUAUUUAUCGACUGUCAAAGACAUGAAGACUCCUGUAGAACCUUUGUUAAUAUUACAACAGUUCUGAUAACAUCAACUCAAUUCCAAGAUUGCGACGUCCAUACUUAACUGCCUCAGCAAUUCAUAUUUUAUAAUCUUUACAUUUAAUUUUUUUUUCUCUGUUAUUUUCCUUUUUUCUUUUGUUUUCUUUAUCAAAUAGAUAGAAUGAAAUAUUAAUUUGAUUUUGUUUUGAUAAUAUUUUAUCUUGAUUAUGUGUGUAAAUAGUUUUAAAGAAUCAAGUUAGGUAAAACUGGCAAAUCAUGUGAUAAGAACUUUGAAUUGAGGCCAAGUUUUUAGUGACAGAUCAGUGAAAAAUUUAGCAGCAAUAUAUAAAGUAAGGACAGUAAACAGUGAUCGAACUUUCAACCAUUCUACUGGGUGAAGUAGAAAGGUUUUUGCCUUUUAUAAGACCCUCACCCUCAUUAUCCACCCACACACCACAGCAAGACUAUUAAGGCUAUCUACUGCUCCAACAACAGUAGAUGUUGAGAGAAAUAUAGACAAUUGUUCAUUACUGUAUUAAUUGUUACUCUACUAAUUAUUUUGUUGUAAAUGUUAUUUUGGGGAACAGUGCUUUAAUAUUGUCAUUAGACCCUCUGUUACUUCUAUGAUGCUGCUGCUAUUGAUGAUGAUGAGGAGGGGGAGGAAGGUAUUAAUAAUAACUUAGAUCAUAAACUUAGAGCUGGUGUCUGAUUUUUAAAACCUGUCUUUAUAUUGCUACCAUUCUGUCAAAGGAUUGAUUGAUAAUUAUAUUUUACUAUUUUCAUGGAGAAAACUGAUCAUAUUGUCAUGAGUUCAAGCCACUCUAUAGCUAAUUAUUGUGUAUAUCUCUGGGUAACAUACUUUUGUAUAUUAUAGUUUACCAGACUGGCAGCAGGUUCUAUCCUUAAAUCAGUGGGUAGGAUUACAAGGGCAUCUGUCAGUAUAAACAAUUAUCCUGAGAAACAAACCAGAUGAAGAAAAAAGAAUGUAAUAUAGUUGUGUACAUUGUCUUGUAUAUAAACAAUAUUUUUCUAUAUUGAACUUCUUUAAGAAUAGACUCGAUGUCUGUAACAAUAGACACAUUUGUAUUGGAAGUUGAGAGUUUAUUUUGUAUUUUUAUAAAUUCUUGGUAGAAUUGGUAAAGAUCAGCUCAUUGCUUAACAUUCAAAAAUUGUUGUUUGAUAUAAAAUAUUCCAGUGAUUGGAGAUAGAAGCAUCUCUUUUUGAAUGAGACUUGGUUCUGUAAAUGAUUUAAUUUCUUUACUUCAGCUGUACCAAUUACUGAAACAUUCUUUUACCACUACAGAGCAUGAAAAAUAAACUCCUUACUUUUUGUUCUCUCAUAGUUUCUUGUCUCUGUUAUGUUUACCAUCUUAUAAAUGAAAUCUUUAUCUCUGUUUACUCUCUGAAUGGUGAAGUGACAACAUUUCAAAUGUAAUAUUAAACAGACAUUAAAAACUUAUUACAAAGAUUUUUCUUUUGUUUGGUAAUCCAGAGAGAAAAUUUUAGUGUCUGCAAUACUAAAAUUUCUGCUUCAGAAAUUCAUAUGGACUCUAAUAAUAUAUUUUUUAUGUCUCAUUUCUAAACUUUAAAACCUUCUCCUACUACACUUCUCUGUUUGAUAAAAUAAUUUAUUUUCAUUUAAUCACAAAUUAAAUAAAUAUCUUGAUUCUGUUUCUUA